CUUUUUGUCACUCAAACGUGGGGGACUAGAAUUAAAGUUCCGGAACUCAGUAACUACAGUAUGUGUUUCUACCCGACUCGAAUUUGCGAUGCACCGUAGAUUCCUGCCAGUUUCGUUUUCAUCAUCUAAUCUUGUUUGGAGCUCUGCAUUUCGGUGUUCGCCACUAUCCACUCCAGUAAACCAAUGGACUGAUAAUAGCCAGCCGAGAUGUUGAAUGAUCUUCCCCGAGAGGCCCUGCUGCGGCCAUUGACCAGGACUGAGGUGGUGGGCAUGCUUUUGAGGCUGACUAUCUUUGGAGCAGCCACCUACUACAGCAUUAAAUGGGUUGUGGAAGCAAUGGACCCUACUGCUAAACAAAAGAGUCAAGCCAAGAAAAGGGCGGAACAGCUGAUGAAGAGGAUUGGUGUUGAGGGUGUCAAACUUACUGAAUAUGAGAUGAACAUUGCAUCACAACUAGUAGAUCCACAAACAAUGAAGGUGUCCUGGAGAGAUAUAGCGGGUCUAGAUGAAAUCAUCAACGAGCUACAAGACACAGUCAUUCUGCCCUUUCAAAAAAGGCACCUUUUGGCUGGAUCCAAACUGUUUCAGCCACCUAAAGGUGUUUUAUUGUUUGGUCCUCCAGGAUGUGGGAAGACCAUGAUUGCUAAGGCAACAGCCAAAGCUUCUGGCUGCAAGUUUAUCAACCUGCAGGCAUCUACGUUGACCGAUAUGUGGUAUGGCGAAUCACAGAAGCUGACAGCCGCUGUAUUUUCAUUGGCAGUCAAACUCCAGCCGUGUAUCAUUUUUAUCGAUGAAAUUGAAUCCUUUCUCAGGAACCGCUCCAGCCUUGAUCACGAGGCUACUGCCAUGAUGAAGGCACAGUUCAUGAGCCUGUGGGACGGCCUCGAAACUGCCUCAGCCACUCAGGUAAUGGUCAUGGGGGCAACAAACCGACCACAAGAUGUUGAUCCUGCUAUCCUACGUAGAAUGCCCACAACAUUUCACGUCGGCCUUCCAGACUCACAACAAAGACAUGACAUCCUGCGGUUGAUAUUAGCAGAAGAAAAUCUGAGCCACACUAUUAAUUUGAAGGAGAUAGCUGAGAAGACAGAAGGCUACUCUGGCAGCGACCUGCGGGAACUUUGUCGUGAUGCCGCCUUGUACAGAGUUCGAGACUACGUCCGCAAGGAACAGAUGAGGCAGAUAGCUCAACAGUUGGGAGAAGUCCAAGAUGAGGAAAACCCCCUAGAUGAGGAUAGAUUGCGUCCAAUUACCCAGCUUGACCUCCUUUUUGGCCUGGACAAGAUGAGGGAGUCUAAAAAGGGUACAGUGACUAUGUCUGUGUCUGAGGUUCCGCUGGACUGAACAGCUUUUAAGUUCAUCAAGUACCAAACCAUUAAAUACCCUCCUUUUUGUCUUUUCCUGUACUGUAUCUUCUUAGAAUGGAGGCAGCACUGGGUUUGUGGGUCUUGUGUCUUCUCUGUUGAGUUGUGCGAGAAAGCUCAGAUAUUUGCAUAGACCUUUAUCACUACUCUGGUUAAGUACAUCCGUAGCAGAUUGUAGUAGAGCAUGUUUAGAUACACAAGCAGUUGAUAAAAUUAAGUUUAAGUUUUAGCGGUGGAGAAACUGUUUUUGUAAAAAAAAAAAAAAAAAUGUUGCUGCGUAAGCGUGCUGUUUUUCAAUACUCUUCGUGUAGGCUGUCAGGAAACAAUAAUAAAUCUUUCACACCCACAUUGAAUGAUAACAGCUCAAUGAAGAGAACUAGAACAUUAAUGCAUAUGAAUGAGCCUUCUGUUUUCUAAAUGAUGAUUCAUGGCAACAACUAAAAUACAUUAAGCAUUACUGUAUCUGUAAUCUCCCAAUACAGAGGUUUUAUGUAAAUUCUCCUUGUAAACCACAUCAGCGUUAAGCAAAAUGCAUGACUAGAGAUCCUUGGUGACAAAAGGACAAUGUUGGACAAGAUAUUGUCUGCUGCUCGACACCAGUAAUAUAAAUACUUUUGAAAAAGAGAUUGCUUUCUUCCAAAAUGGGCACUACUCAGAAUGUCCAUAUAUACAAAAUGACAUGGUAGACAAAAAUGUCUUCUUACCACAUCUGCACUGUUUUUUUUGUUUUUGUUUUUUUUUUAAAUUAAAUUAAAUUACACCUAACAUUUUAAAGGUCCAUAUAGACUUCUAGCAUUGACAUUUAACAUUGAUUCACCAGACUUCAUUUUCCUGAUGUUCUCAUACAUAUUUAUCUUUGUUUUAUCAGGAGAGCUGUUUACUGUUAUCCAUUAAAUUCAGCCAGUACAGGUAUGACUUUAUAAAAGAAAGGAAAAAUUCAAAAAUAACUAUUAAACAUACUGAACGGACCAAAUACAAGCACCAAUAUGUGUUUAUAUGUUAGUCCAAUCCAGAGUUCUACGAUAUUGACGCACAUACGUUUGCAUUGGUUGAAUGGAGGAUCACCACUAAAUGCUUUUGUUAUUGAUUUACUACUCACCAGUACUAUUAUAGUUCACAUUAGCGCAAAAAUGCCGUAAUAUUCGGGCUAUAAGGCGCACCUGAGUGUAAGCCAUGCCUGCCAAAUUUUACAACAAAUCUGUUGCUUGUUUGUUUGUUUGUUUGUUCAUACAAUAUACGCCGCACUGGACUAUAGGCCGUUAGUUUCCAAAUUGCAUUAUGGGAUAUUUUUACCAAAAGACUCAAUAGCCUGUAAAAAUCCAUCACCUUGCCAAACUGGGCUAUAAGCUGCAGGGUUCAAAACAGGGGAGGGGGGUGUUGUAGUAGGAGCUUGAAAUCAGAAAAUUACAGAAUGUAAGCAUAUUAAUAUUUAAUAUUUCAUUUCACAAUUUUUUGUUUUUUGUGAAUUGAAAAUACGGUGGAAGGGGGAGCUGUUAUAACUUAUAUAUAACCCCCCACCCCAAAAAAUAUAUAAAUAUACGGUAUAUAUAUCGUGGUGUUAUCGUGAUAGCAAAUGGUCCAUAUCGCCCACCAUUGCAUUGCAAUAUACAAUAUACAAUACAGGCCAAAAGUUUGGACACAUUCAUUGCAGCACAAAUGAAGGUCCCAACCCCACUGAUAAAGCAAUAAAUUCCACUAAUCAACCCUGAAAAGGCAUACCUUUGAAGUAAAAAAAAACACCUUAGAUGACUCCCUCUUGAAGCUCAUCAAGAGAACGGCAAGAGUGUGCCAAAAAGUAAUUAGAGCAAAGGGUGGCUACUUUAAAGAGAUGAGAAUAUUAUACAUGUUUUUAGUUAUUUUACCUUUUUUUGCUAAACACAUAAUUCCACACAUGUUCAUUCAUAGUGUUAUUACCUUCAGUGAGAAUUUACAAUGUAAAUAGUCAUGAAAAUAAAGAAAAUGCACGAAUGAGAAGGUGUGUCCAAACUUUUUGUAUUGUUUAUCCAUUUGUUUUCAACACCGCUAUCCUUGUCAGGGUUGCGGCGGCUGGAGUCUAUCCCAGCUGAUUUCAGGCGAGAGGCGGGCUACACCUUAAACACUUCGAUACAAUAUAUAAUCAUGUCUAAACGUAUAUUUUUACUUAGAAGCAGUUGUCAAUGGCUGACACAUAUACAGUCAUGUGAAAAAAUUAGGACACCCCAUGAAAUAUCAAUCUCUGAUCUUGUUUUUAUUUAUCUCUGGAAAAGAAAAGGAUUUAAUUGCAGGUAAACAACAAAAAUUAACAUUGUUUUACUCAUUAAACCAAAUAUAUCAACAAAAAUGCAUAUUCUAACUGAAAAAAAAAGUUAGUACAUGCUACCACCUAAUAGCUAGUUGUACCUUUGGCUGAAAUAACUUCAGUGAGACGCUUUUUGUAGCCAUUUACCAGUCUUAGACAUCGGUCUUAAGAAAGUUUGCCCCAGUCCUCAACGCAGAAUACUUUCAGCUGUGAGAUGUUUGAAGGGUAUCUUGCAUGUACAGCCCAUUUCAAGUCACUCCACAGCAGGGGUCGCGUUAACCGAAUAUUUUCCAUCGUUGACCGUUUUUUUAAAACGGUGACGGAAAAAACUGAAGUCCGUCCGUCAUUUUGACAGGUUGCAAUUCACACCCCAGACCACAGGGUGGCGAGUGAGCAUAUUAAUUAGCUAUUGUCUCUCUUAAUGCAUGAUGUCGUUGGCUAUUCUGUCAGAAUAUUGUAGUGUCACCGGGGUCUGGCGGCGGCACCGUGAUUGACACAUCAACGCGAGGUUUCUUAUUGGUGCACCCGGUGUGCCAGCGCGUCAUCCAAUUGGUGGACUAGAUUGCCGCAUGUGUAUAGACCCCAAUCACAUGACGUCACAACUCCGCCCCCCUGACUGGAGCCGCCAUAUUUUCCGUCAGCUCGUCGUGUUUACACAUUACCGCUACGUACAUGCCUCCUAUUACGGCGUGUUUUUCUGCUCGUUAACAUUAAUAAUCAAAAUGGUGAAGGCGUGUGUGGCGGUUGGUUGCAGUAACAGAGAAGAUAGACAGAGAGACUUGAAGUUCUACCGUAUUCUGAGCGACCCAAAGAGGAGAGCGAGAUGGACUGCUAUAAUUCGACAAGAAAUCUGGGCACCAAACGAUCACCACAGACUAUGUAGUAGUCAUUUUAUAUCUGGUAAGAUGCAUUUAAUAUAUAUUUAGAAGAUUUUGGGCUGACAAACCACAAUUAAGAUCAUUGUGUGACGUUGGUGAUUGGGGUCUAUAUAGUUGCCUCUUUUUCUUUGGGGGCGGAGUUGUUGUUUUGUUGGUGUUGUUGGCGGUAAGCAGAGUAAAAAGAGGGUGAAAAAUACCACGACUUCCGUGUCUAAUUUUUCGCCGCCAAGCAAGCGUUACAAUAUUAAUUAAAAAUGAAUGAAAACUAGAUACUAUUGAAUAUGUCAUCAUUAUCAUUUUGAAAAUUUAAGUGACGGGUAAAAAUAGAUUAUGACCGGAUUUUUAUGACCCUGUCAGUCAAAAUGACAGACAACGAAAAUGUCUAGCGCAACCUCUGCUCCACAGUAUCUCAAUGGAAUUAAGAUCUGGGCUUUGACUCGGUCAUUCCAGGACUUUCUUCCUUUUCAGCCAGUGCUUGGUGAAUUUACUGGUAUGUUUUGGGUCAUUGUCAUUUUGCUGGGUCCAGUUUCGCCUUAGCUUUUAAUUUUUUCACAGAUGAUCUCACAUGUUCCUUAAGCACCCUUUGAUACACAAUAGAAUUCAUGGUGGAUUCUAUGAUCGUGAGCUGGCCAGGUCCUGCUGUAGCAAAGCAUCCCCAAACCAUGGCGCUUCCACAUCCAUGCUUCACAGUUGGUAUGAGGUGCUUUUCCUGAUUGCUGUAUUGGGUUUAUGCCAAACAUGUCCUGUGUUCUGGUGUCCAAAUAAUUCAAUUUUAGAUUAAUCUACCCAAAGAACAUUAUUCCAGGAAUCUUGGUCUUUGUCUACAUUCACUCUGGCAAACGUCAGUCUAGCCUUCAUACUCUUUUUGGAGAGCAAAGGUUUCCUCCUUGAACACCUCUGAUGAAGGUUAAACCUGUGAGGUCUCUUUCUGAUUGUAGAAGCAUGCACUUUCACUUUAACAGUAGCAAGAGCCUGCUGUAGUUCCCAUGAUAACAUUUUAGGGUUUUUGGAGACGCAUUUUAGCAUCUUGCGGUCUGCUCUCGGGGUGAACUUGCUUGGACGGCCAGACCUGAGCAUGUUGGCAGUUGUUUUGAAUGUCCUCCACUUGUAGACUAAUUUCGGAUUUUGUAUUCCUUUGAGAUCUUUUGAAAUCCCUGACAUACUCAUAAGCGUCUACAAUCUUCGUUCUGAAGGCCUCGGACAGCUCCUUUGAUCUAACCAUGGUGUUUUCUCUGACUUCAACAGCCAGUCACUGUUAAAAGUAUUUUGCGUUGAAGAAUGGGGCAAACUUUAUCCAUACUGAUGUCAAAGACUGGUAGAUGGCUACAAAAAGCGUCUCACUCAGGUUUUUCAGCCAAAGGGUGUAACACUAGCUAUUAGGUCGUAGGGUGUCCUAACUUUUUCCUCAGUUAGAAUAUGCGUUUUUGUUGAUGUAUGUGGUUCAAUGAGUAAAACAAUGUAAAUUUUUGUUUACCUUCAAUCAAAUCACUUUCUUUUCCAGAGAUAAAGAAAAACAUGAUCAGACAUUAAGAUGUGAACAUUUCUUAAUAAAGAACUGAAUAUUUAAUGGAAUGUCCUAAUUUUUCACAUGACUACUUGUACACCAUCUGUUAAAACAUACUGUCUGAUCUCUAAAGUAGUGGUUCUUAACCUUGCUAACGGUACCGAAACCCACAAGUUUCACAUGUGGAUUCACCAAACCCUUCGGAAUUAGAAAAUAAAGCUUUUUUUUUUUUUUUUUUUUUUUUUUUAAUUCAAAACCAAUAUAUCUAAGAUCGCAAGCUAAUAAUUUAGCUAACUCAUUUUGACAGCAUGUUUCAAAAAACGGGUCAAAAUUUGAGACCACGCUGCCCAUUUGUCUGUUGUAUUCCCUCAUACCAAGUGUGAGUCAACCUUCCACCGAGCCAACCAGUUCCUCCUCCUAUCAGAUUGGGGACUAGCAGUUAAAAGAAAUGGAAUAAGCCUGUUAAUUGGGAGCAAACCAGUCCAAAACCUGAUCUGAAAAGCCACUUUGCCUGGAUUUAACCAGCAUACGAAAAUAGGGCUCUGCAUUUCUUUAACCCCUUGGACUUACUAACUCCUAGAGUUCGAUCGAACCCAGGUUAAAAACCACUGCUCUAAUGGGUGGCAACUUGGCACUCUGCUGUAUUUUUGGAUUUGAAGGUUCAUUUCUUGUUUAAAUUCAGUGCUAUAAAAAAUAAAUAAAUUCCAAAAAAAAUCACAGUGUUCAUACUCAUGUAGUACGCACAUAUUCUGUCUUCUUACUUUAUCAUUUGUUUCAUGUUUGUGUGCAUUUGCAAUUUCAUUAACCGUUGAUGAUGAGUCCAUAAAGUUGUGUUUCUCUCAGUAAGCACCAGGUGGUGGUACAGCUGCACUGCUUGUCAAGUAGGUUGACGUUUAGAUUGUUUUUAUUAAAUGUUUCUUACAUCAUUCAUGUGACAAUGGACCCAGCAUGUACCACGGAUUUUUUCCCUUUGAGUUUAUUUAUUGAUAAUUGGUGUUUUUGUGGUAUAGUUAAAAUACAACAGCUGAUAAUUGAAGCAUUAUUUCUUACAAUGCAGUUUAUGCUCAUCGUUUUCAGAUCACGUUUGUCAUUUUGAUCACAAACUGUACAUUGUAUAGAGUGAUUUUUCAAAGAAAAACACUUGUCCUAUUUAAAUAUCUCAGUCAUUGCUUUGAUGAAUAUGUCAAAGCUCGGCUCCUUUUGAGUAAACAAAAUGUUUUAUAUAUUAAAAAUGAAGUAAAUAGUCUAAUAGUUAUCGUUCAGCCAAUAAAAUACUGGAUCAACAGAAGCAAGAAUUGCAGUGUUUUUGUUUGACUAAAUUAGUUACUCUGGUUUUUGGUAUAUUUGUUGGGGGCUAAGAACUAGUUCUUGAAGUUUAAUAACUACACUGGUCCAGUGUUAGUUCUAUUCAACAAAAUUCACACUUUGCCUUACAUUAAAUCUGGUGACAGGCUAAAUAUCUCAAAAUUACAGUCAGGCCUCUAAUAGCUGUCUGAGUACAUGGUCAAAGGUCAUGAAUUGCUAAAUUACCUGCAGAUUAAAAAAAAAAAACCUUGCUGGAAGCAAAAAGCUUUACACAUGACAGCAAUUUGAGGGUGAUAAUAGCCGCUUAUCUGUUCUCGCGCAUAUAUUUGAUUAAAACUCAGUUUUGGCACCAACUGCUAGCGUAAUUGAUUGCUUUUAAAGCUAUUAAAUAUAAUCACAUUCUUGUUUAAAUAAUUCAUUCAUUUAUUGCUUUGUUUGUUGAGAUAUAACCUCUAUAGAAUUACCCUUAAAAUGGAUUUUCCCCUCUUUUCUCAAAGUUAGAGGACGGGCAGUUCUAGAGGUGUAAUAGCACUUUGCUACACAAGCCAAAAUGUUGUUUGAUUGACAGCUGGCAACCAGUGUUGAAGCACAUUAACUGAGAGUAGCUCAGUGUCCAUCUCCCUCUGGCUGCCUCGCCAACACCACCAUCAUAAAACACUGUUCUCCAGAACAUUCCGUGACCACAGCAUUGUGUACACCAUCUGUGAUCCCAUACAAAAUCUACUGUAUAUCAUGAAACAGUCUUUACAAAGACAGCAAUGGUCCGUUUUAUUGACAUCUAUUUAGCAAUAUAUUGUUCAAAGGCAUGUUUUUGUAUGAAAACAACUUUGUGGCAUGAUAUAAAUAUAUAAACAACAAGCGAUUUGCGUCCUAAUCCAGCUGUAUCUUAUCUCGUCCGUACAGUGCUGUGAAAAAUGUACCUGCCCCUUUGUCAAAUUAUACACACGGUUGUUGACUUGUUGUAUUUUUAAUCAUUGUCCUCUGACAGAACUGUUCUGAACUGAUGGCCAAGCAUUCCUUCAGGAUGUUCUGGCAAAAAACAAAAUUCAUGGUCCCAUCAAUCAGAGUAGUAGGCCCAGCUCCUGAGAAGCAAAACAGCCCCAGUCUCUCCGAAGUGUUAUGAUGGUUUUUUUCCUGAAAUGUGAAGUUAAAUUUAUCUUAGCUGCAAUUAGACACACACCUAAGAAAAAGUUAGUCUAAACAAUAUUCUCAAUUAAGUCUUGGGAAUCAGGCAUGAAAAUCUCUCACCUUUUGGCAAAAUUCGCCAUUUUGAAGUCAAAAAGGUUGACCUUAUGUGAAUUGUGUAGAUCACAGGAGAAAUUUUUUAAGGGGGGGGGUUUCGGGAGAUUAAUUUCGGACGCUUGGUAUGCAAGCGGGGAAACCGGCACAAUGCCCAAAAUGCGCACCAGAGUGGCCAAAACAUUGACUUAUUUCAACGAAACAAAGGAGACACUGUUGUGUCCUGUCUCUUCAAUGCCAAGCUUGGCUGCACAUCGACCGUGAAUGAACACCUAAAGUGGCGUCACCCAGUUAUAAUUUUGGAAGAUGAAACAUUACAAGCUGGCAGAUCGUAAGUCCAUCUAACUAACUAACGAUAUAUUUUAUUGAAGUUGCUAAGCCUGUCGCGAUAGGCAAUGAGUCCAUUUGACGCACGAUAAAUAAAAAUUAGGGCGGUCAUUUUCACGGCUGCGUUGUAUUGCUGCGCGCAUGCAUACAUUUGUGCGUGCAUGCUGAUGGCAUAUGAGAGCACAGUUCCUUUCACAAAUGUUUAUUGGUCAUCAACACACCGUAGAAUUAAAGUUCAGACAUCCAAAAUAAGGAAACAUCUAUAUUAAACACUGUAAACGUUACCUUUGCUACAUUGAGUCUAAUGGGGAAAAAAGACAACCUACUUUAGACUGCUAUAAAGCAUUGGCAGUCUUCUCCAAAAUACAAACAUGCGAUUAAAAGUUGACACUUCAAACAUGAAAAAUCGCUGGUUAACAGCAUUUGCCAACAUUUGCAAUGACAAAGAGUUUUUUUUGCGGAGUGUAAAACUUACGGUUAGCGGUUUAGCGAAUGUACUUCCAGUGAACAUUUAUUUAAAAAAUAAAAGCACGUCAUGUUCGUCAAUCGUCAUAUAAAUAACGAUUUCUGGAGUUAAUCCCACAUACUUUAGAAUUCAGAUUCUAAACUGAGAAUAGCUUUAAAAUGACACACUUUAUGAAAAAUCUGAUUGGCAAUGAAUUGUUAACUGAGAAAAGCUUUUAAAUGACAACCCUUAUGAAAAAUCUGAUUGGCAAUGAAUUAUUGUUAUACUACUAUUAUAUAUAUAGUAGUAUACUAUAAUAUUAAUGCUAGAUAUCUUUUUUAAGAAUUGUUUUGAAUCAUUUUGGAAAGGCGAAGUCAGUGUUCUGAAUCUGUUUACAUUCCAUUCUUUUUCACUACUUAAAGGGAUCCUCUAUUUUUAAGACAAGUAAUUCUUAAAAGAUAAAUGUUAGUAUGACUUAUAAUAAUUUGAUAUUAAAACCCCUCUUAAUGUUUUUGUUUUAAUAAAGUUUGUAAAAUUAUUUUAAGUGGUAGGUCGCCAUUCUUGUUACGUCGCAGUGCGUGACGUCACUGGUCCCAUUGCCGAAAUUCCAGCGUGUCACUCGUUAGCUUUCCCAACAUGUCGUCAGUUCUACCCUUCCUAUUUGAACCAGAUCUGAAAAGUGAAGAGCAGGACAGCACUGCCGGUCGUUCACAAGACGAGCUCCAGGGAAAAGUGCGUGCAGCAAAUACCUGAUAAGACAAAAGUUGGGCAAAACUGGUGAUGCGAAAUAGCGCUGUUAGGAACUCCGGUUGGGAGCGAGAUUGUAUGCUGUUUGGAACUCCGGUAUUAUUAGCAGAUAUUCAAGGUAUGCAUAUUGCGUUUUCAAACUUAUCCCAAUAUAAUUAUGUAGAUUGUUAGCAUCCAGAGCUGCCGUGUGCUUUACAUACAGUACAGGCCAAAGAGCACACCUUGUGUAAUCCAUGUCUUGUACAUAUUAACGCGUGGUAGCUAGGAUACGUGUAUAAAAGUACCAAAAAGGAGAGAAGCUUCCAGUUAUGCACAUUUAUCCACAAAAAAUAAUAUUUCCACUUUGACCACUCUUCACUCUGGAGCUCAGCAGUACGCAAACACGCAUUCCCUGACGAACUCCAACAUUGUUGUAAGGUCCACGUCAGAGUCACUGUCGUCACUGUAGUGUGCCAUAGUGCUUUAAUUAUUUAGUAUGAUUUGGGGAAAACUCCCACAAAGAAUAGUCAACAUAAAAGAUACAAUAGUAAUCCAAAUACGUGUUUUUUACUCACUCGAAGAUCCAGGAAUUAGACCGAUCCCAUGGCAAUGUCGCAGCCGCAAUCAGGCCGUCGAUUCCACAAAAUAGACUGAUCCGGAAAGCCGCUGUGGGACCGACGAAUCAAAAAAAUGGACAGAUCCGAAACCAAUAUUGCAGACGCGGUGGGACCGUCGGAUCCAGAAAAUAGACGGAUCCCUUACUUGACUGAGGAUCCUGGAAAAAUGUUCGGGCGCCAGUUGUAACGCGUUGUGGGUAGGAUACGUGCAUACAGGGACCAAAAAGGGGGAGAAGCUUCCACUUAUACACAUUUAUUCACUAAAAAUAAUAAUUCCACCUUGACCACUCACUUCCCUUUCCUUGUUUCCAUUUGACUGGAAAUUGCAUCCAAAAGCAGCACAUCGUGGUAUUUUACUUCGCGAGUUUAGGCAGCAAUAAGCAAUUGUUGAACACGCUACACAUUUGGAAAGAUCCCAACUACGUCAUCACUGCGAGCCCGCAAACCAUGGCGCCAACUAACGGUCAAAAUAUGGACUAAAUAUUAUAAAAUAUUGCCAUUGAUUUAACAUUUUAUGUGUUUCUAACAUAUUUUAGUACAAGAGAACAAUUGUGGUU
Corythoichthys intestinalis (scribbled pipefish) is the source of this 11240-nucleotide messenger RNA. RefSeq names its product ATPase family AAA domain containing 1a (gene atad1a). Gene Ontology annotation, molecular function: ATP hydrolysis activity; ATP binding. Lineage: Eukaryota; Metazoa; Chordata; Actinopteri; Syngnathiformes; Syngnathidae. The record is from RefSeq and is a predicted model, not a curated record. Gene Ontology annotation, biological process: extraction of mislocalized protein from mitochondrial outer membrane. The transcript has 10 exons. Bases 208 to 1344 code for a protein of 378 amino acids. Gene Ontology annotation, cellular component: mitochondrial outer membrane.